UCAAGGACCUGCGAGACCGCGGCUUUACAAAAGCGUGACGUCACCGCUGACCGUCACAUCUUUGUCAGUGAACAAAAUGGCAACCUACUGUCUCACUGUCGCCCGGCUCCAGCUGGCUCUGGGUCACGGUGCACGUCGCCUGCAUGUAUCAGCAGCCUACCGAGCCAAGGCUCAAGUGUCCAUGAGCCGCUUUGAGCCCACCUCCUUCAUCAACUAUGAGAAGCUCCAAUCCAACGUUGACAUUGUGCGAAAAAGACUCAACCGGCCGCUCACCCUGUCGGAGAAGAUCGUGUACGGCCACCUCGAUGACCCCCACAACCAAGAGAUCGACCGUGGUCGCACUUACCUCCGGCUACAUCCUGACCGCGUGGCCAUGCAGGACGCCACAGCCCAGAUGGCGAUGCUUCAGUUCAUCAGCAGCGGCCUGCCGAGGGUGGCCGUGCCCUCCACCAUCCACUGUGAUCACCUGAUCGAGGCCCAGACCGGAGGCCCGAAGGAUCUGGCCAGAGCAAAGGAAAUCAACGAGGAGGUUUACAACUUCCUGUCCAGCGCUGGGGCAAAAUAUGGAGUUGGCUUCUGGAAACCAGGCUCUGGAAUCAUCCAUCAGAUCAUCCUGGAGAACUACGCCUACCCAGGAGUGAUGCUGAUCGGCACAGAUUCCCACACACCAAAUGGUGGCGGGCUUGGUGCCAUCUGCAUCGGCGUUGGAGGAGCAGAUGCUGUAGAUGUCAUGGCAGGAAUCCCAUGGGAGCUCAAGUGCCCCAAGGUGAUUGGUGUGAAGCUGACAGGCACCCUCUCAGGCUGGACGUCUCCUAAGGAUGUCAUCUUGAAGGUGGCCGGCAUCCUGACAGUGAAAGGAGGCACCGGAGCCAUUGUGGAAUACCACGGACCAGGAGUUGACUCUAUUUCUUGCACCGGAAUGGCCACCAUUUGCAACAUGGGAGCAGAGAUUGGAGCCACGACCUCCGUGUUCCCCUACAAUCACCGCAUGAGGACCUACCUUGAGAAGACUGGACGUGGACAGAUUUCUGCCCUGGCUGAUAAAUACUCUGACUUGUUGGUACCAGAUGAAGGCUGCGAGUAUGACCAGAUCAUCGAGCUCAAUCUGGACGAGCUGAAACCUCACAUCAACGGACCCUUUACCCCUGACCUGGCUCACCCAGUGUCUGAUGUGGGUGCUGUUGCUGAGAAGAACGGCUGGCCGCUGGAGGUCAAAGUUGGUCUGAUCGGCAGCUGUACCAACUCCAGCUACGAGGACAUGGGUCGCGCUGCCUCUGUGGCCAAGCAGGCUUUGGAUAAAGGCCUGAAAUGCAAAGCUCAGUUCACAGUUACCCCCGGCUCCGAGCAGAUUCGUGCCACCAUAGAAAGAGAUGGAUAUUCGAAGAUCCUUGGUGCUGUUGGAGGUGUAGUCCUGGCCAACGCAUGUGGACCCUGCAUUGGACAGUGGGACAGGCGUGACGUAAAAAAGGGAGACAAGAACACCAUCGUCACCUCCUUCAACAGAAACUUCACUGCUAGGAAUGACGCUAACCCUGCAACACACGCCUUUGUUACUUCCCCUGAGAUCGUCACCGCCCUCGCAAUCGCCGGCACAUUGAGCUUCAACCCAGAGACUGAUUACCUCACAGCUCCCAAUGGUGAGAAGUUCAAGCUGGAGCCCCCUACCGGAGAUGAACUACCCGCUAAGGACUUUGACCCGGGCCAGGACACCUACCAGCACCCACCUGCUGACGGCCAGGUUCUUAAGGUGAACGUCAGCCCUGAGAGCAACCGGCUACAGCUGCUGGAGCCCUUUGACAAAUGGAGCGGGAGUGAUCUGGAGGACUUGAACGUCCUCAUCAAGGUGAAGGGCAAAUGCACCACAGACCACAUCAGUGCUGCUGGACCUUGGCUGAAGUUCCGCGGCCACCUGGACAACAUUUCCAACAACAUGCUGAUCGGUGCCGUCAACAGCGAGAACGACGCCAUCAACAAGAUCAAGAACCACCUGACAGGAGAGUACGGAGGAGUCCCUGAUGUGGCCCGACACUACAAGGCCAACGGUGUGCACUGGGUUGUUGUUGGAGACGACAAUUACGGUGAGGGGUCCAGCAGAGAGCAUGCCGCGCUGGAGCCCAGACAUCUGGGUGGAAGAGCCAUCAUCGUCAAGAGCUUCGCCAGAAUUCAUGAAACCAACCUGAAGAAGCAGGGUCUGCUGCCGCUCACCUUCAGCAACCCAUCAGACUACGACAAGAUCCGGCCUGAUGACAAGCUCUCCAUCAAAGGACUCAAAACCUUUGCUCCAGGAAAGCCUCUUUCUGCAGUCGUGAAGCACAGCGACGGCAGCGAGGAGACGCUGGAACUGCUCCACAGCUUCAACGAGACACAGAUCGAAUGGUUCAAGGCAGGCUCCGCCCUCAACAGGAUGAAGGAGCUGCAGCAUUGAAGAGGAUGAUUGAGGGGGCGGGGGGGGGGGCAGGGUGGUGAGGAUUGUGGGGAGGAUUGUGGGGAAGAAGAGGGAUGAAGAAUGUAGAUCCCGUUAACGAUUGUUCCGUCAUGUGCAUUUGCACACAGUUUGGACUGAAGUAACGCGUCGGUAUACCUCUGAGAGUUGAAUGUUAACUUCAGACUAAGUGCCAAGCAAAUGUUGAUGAAGGAACAAUGGCAACUGGUCUAAAAAGGUACUAUGCUGCUAUGUGAUAACAAGCUAGAAUUCAGUCUGUAAAAACAAAAAGGGACACACAAACACACACACACACACUUUGACACACUAAGCUUUGACCCACACGGUGACAUAAUACCCUGCCAGCUGAUGUGCUGCCUGUGUUUCUGCAGCUGUUCAAACAGGUUCAGCACAGCCUUUGGAGAUCACUUCACGCUGGAGCUCAUGCGGCUGAUCACGCUCAGUCACCUUGUCGCUUCAGGAUUGUGUUGCACACUGCAUGGCAAUAUUAACAACACGUUCAGUCAUCCAUCCUGAGCAGGUAAACACUGCUGCUCGCCCCAUCUCUGGGUCCAUUUGUUGUUCAGUUUAGUCGCAAUCAUCACAUGCAUUCAAAAGGAACUUGUGGGCGAACAUUUAAUUAUUAUCUCAUGUACUUGUUUGCCUCCUAGUGGCCACAAGGAGAUACUGUAGUGUGUAUAAGGCACUGUAGGUUGCUAAUUUUAUCUCAAUGCCCUCUUUGAAAGCAGCACCUAGUUGGUCUUCUAGGGAUUGUUGAAAGUCAUUUUGGGAAGUGUAGGACUCACAUAAGUGCUUGAGACAGUUUGAGUGCAGGUGGAUUCAACAACCAAAUAACAGCGUAACUUUGUGGGGGUUUUUUUAUGUAUCACAGUACAUACUGUCAGAAAGCUGCAGAAAACCCUCUUCUUCCCUGACACCAUCACUACCACCAUCUUUAACUGCCCUCCUGAAUUAUCCAAACCUCUUUGCAAGGUCAAAUACAUCAAAUGGUUUUUCCCAUUGUUUAUUUAUUUAUACUUUUUUUUUUUCUUCCUGCAAAAGGUUCAGAUCUUGUGUGUAUUUACAUGAAAGGCUUUGUUAAAAUCAGUUUUCUUCCCAAACUGGAUCAACUUUGACUUCCAUCCCAGAUAUUAACGCCCUUAUUGUAGGGUAACAAAUGACAUUUAACAGUAAUAAGAUAAAUGGGCACACUCAAAUGUCACAAAUGGCAAUGGAGAAGAAUUGAAAACAAUGUUGUGAUGAUGUUAUAUUGUAAAUGACAACUUGCAUUAAUGUGGGCACUCAUCAGAAAGCAGAUUACUGUGUCAGCUGGUUUUGGUCCUCUGUUGAUAGAGUUCAUUGAAUUUCACUCCAAAUCCUCGAGAUGGGGGAUCGUGACAUCCGAUCAGAUGAUCAAAAAGAUGUGUUUUUGUCUGUGCAAACAAAAUACAGUUCAGAAGAUGUUAAUCACAUGAGGUGAAGUUGUACCUCUCUCGUCCUCUAACCCACUGUAUUUAAAGCGUCUGGUUCCAUGUACAUUUAUGUGUUUGUGGGUUUUUUGGUUUUUUGUUUUGCUCCCAGUCUUUCUGUGUUACAGAAAUGCCAAUGGGUUGUAAAAUAAAAAAAAUCCACAGAUCUCAUUUAUAUCGGCUACAGUGAUGUGAUAUAGUUAUGGAGCUUUACAAUGACAUACACAUCCAUCCUCUUGUGAAUAGAUAUAAUGUAUCAUAUAUGAUAUGGGUAGGAUGACCCUGAUUAAAUAAACAGAGCAUUAAAGCUCAGAUCUGAGGAAAAAAUUAAUAAAUCUGCUGCCACAGAAGAGGGAAGAGGUGCUCUCAAUAAAUCUCAUUCAAAAAUAAAUCUCAAUGAAUUAGAA
Molecule: messenger RNA, 4298 nt
Organism: Larimichthys crocea (large yellow croaker)
Lineage: Eukaryota; Metazoa; Chordata; Actinopteri; Sciaenidae
Gene: aco2
Product: aconitase 2, mitochondrial
Exons: 17
Coding region: 77-2425 (782 amino acids)
Biological process (GO): tricarboxylic acid cycle
Cellular component (GO): cytosol; mitochondrion
Molecular function (GO): aconitate hydratase activity; 4 iron, 4 sulfur cluster binding
Source: RefSeq, a predicted model, not a curated record